GUUGGCAACAUUACGUAGGGAAACGUCGUGCUGUUAUUUUUUGAUUGCGAAAACGAAGAGUGAGUACGAUAUUAUUACGACGCUGAUUUAUAAAUUAUCGCUUGAUAAGAUCGCGCAUGUGCAGCUAUCUUUUAUGGUUCUUAUCCCCCUUUCAGCGUAUUCCCUGUAUCAUCUGAUUAGAUAAAGAGGGCUUGGUCUGCUUCGGAGGAGCCUAAAACGUUGCGUGAUUUCAUUUUGUUCGUUCGUUUUCACGGUGAGAAGCCAGUGUCAAGCAGUUUGCAAAUAUGGUGUCCCUGGAGACUAUUGCGAGUAUAGUGAUCAAAGUGCUAAAGUUGGUUCUCAAUCUCAUCAUUCUGAUCCUGUAUCGCACAGGAUACGGUGGUGAAUUUUUGGGUGUAGGUGGAACAUGGAACUUGAAUGAAGACAAGAAUCCCGAUGCGGAGAUCGUCGCUUCUGGCGUCUUCGUCGGCUUCUUCAUCUACACGAGUGUCGUGCUCAUUAGCUACUGUUUUGGGAAUACGGAACAUAAAAAAACUCUUGUCGAAAUCAUCAUGAAUUUCAUCGGAACUUUCAUGUUUGUGGCGGUGGGUGGAACUGCUCUGCAUUACUGGCACGGUUAUCAACCUGAGCAAAAGUUCGUGUAUGAUGCGCCGGAGAGGCAGAUUGGCUUGGCGGUCGGUUCGUUGUGCGUUCUGGAAGGUGCGGCGUACUUAUUGGACCUAAUAUUAAGUUUUCUCCAUUACGCUAAGGAUGAAUUCAACUAGCACAGGAAGAAAAGUGGUAUAAGAUGACACAUCAUCGACAAUGACAAUAUUUGCAUUUCCAUUCCGUUCCAUGAAAAUUUCAUUAAGUGACAAUAUGCACGAGUAAUGUAAAAAUCUCGCGUGCGUAAGCAAUCGCGAUCGGAUUAUCUCCCAUAUCUCAAGCCACAUUGUUAGUCACGUUUUCCGUACAGGAGUUUCUCUUUGCAGGAAAUGCAAGCAACCUUGUCCUUCUUUGAAGAAGAAUAAGGUUGUCUCGUUGUACAUUUAUGCAUAUAUUUAUUCAUACCGAUAUGUUUUCCAUUUUUCCAAAACGUAUAUAUAUGUAUAACGUACAAUAAAAUUUAUUAUAAAAUUUUUACUGAAAUUACUUGAAGUAUACUGAUUUCAUAGAUA
Ooceraea biroi (clonal raider ant) is the source of this 1157-nucleotide messenger RNA. It is a transcript of the gene Ssk, whose product is annotated as smooth septate junction protein snakeskin. Gene Ontology annotation, biological process: septate junction assembly. Gene Ontology annotation, cellular component: plasma membrane. Lineage: Eukaryota; Metazoa; Arthropoda; Insecta; Hymenoptera; Formicidae. The record is from RefSeq and is a predicted model, not a curated record.